UUCAGUGAUGUUUUUACUGUCUGCCAAUGCACUUUUAUUAUGCUUCCAGCUGACACGACACCUCCUAAUGUUACAUGCCCCGAUGAUGUCUUCAAGACUGUUGAGCUUGGUACUCUCAAAGUACCCAUCAACUUUACUGAACCAUCAGCUACUGAUGUAUCAGGCAAUGCUACAUUGGUCUUCAGAAACUACAGCUCUGGUGAUGAAUUUCCAGUUGGGUCAACCCUCGUUGAGUAUGUGUUUUCUGAUGGGAGUGGAAAUCAAGCAUCGUGCAACUUCACAGUGGUCGUCAAUACAGUUGACACGACCCCUCCUAAUGUUACAUGCCCUGAUGAUGUCUUCAAGACUGUUGAGCUUGGUACUCUUAAAGUACCCAUCAACUUUACUGAACCAUCAGCUACUGAUGUAUCAGGCAAUGCUACAUUGGUCUUCAGAAACUACAGCUCUGGUGAAUUUCCAGUUGGGUCAACCCUCGUUGAGUAUGUGUUUUCUGAUGGGAGUGGAAAUCAAGCAUCGUGCAACUUCACAGUGGUCGUCAAUACAGUUGACACGACCCCUCCUAAUGUUACGUGCCCUGAUGAUGUCUUCAAGACUGUUGAGCUUGGUACUCUUAAAGUACCCAUCAACUUUACUGAGCCAUCAGCUACUGAUGUAUCAGGCAAUGCUACAUUGGUCUUCAGAAACUACAGCUCUGGUGAAUUUCCAGUUGGGUCAACCCUCGUUGAGUAUGUGUUUUCUGAUGGGAGUGGAAAUCAAGCAUCGUGCAACUUCACAGUGGUCGUCAAUACAGUUGACACGACCCCUCCUAAUGUUACGUGCCCUGAUGAUGUCUUCAAGACUGUUGAGCUUGGUACUCUUAAAGUACCCAUCAACUUUACUGAGCCAUCAGCUACUGAUGUAUCAGGCAAUGCUACAUUGGUCUUCAGAAACUACAGCUCUGGUGAAUUUCCAGUUGGGUCAACCCUCGUUGAGUAUGUGUUUUCUGAUGGGAGUGGAAAUCAAGCAUCGUGCAACUUCACAGUGGUCGUCAAUACAGUUGACACGACCCCUCCUAAUGUUACGUGCCCUGAUGAUGUCUUCAAGACUGUUGAGCUUGGUACUCUUAAAGUACCCAUCAACUUUACUGAACCAUCAGCUACUGAUGUAUCAGGCAAUGCUACAUUGGUCUUCAGAAACUACAGCUCUGGUGAUGAAUUUCCAGUUGGGUCAACCCUCGUUGAGUAUGUGUUUUCUGAUGGGAGUGGAAAUCAAGCAUCGUGCAACUUCACAGUGGUCGUCAAUACAGGAAAAUUGUAUGUUUGA
Messenger RNA from Lytechinus variegatus (green sea urchin), 1302 nucleotides. Its product is annotated as hyalin-like. NCBI's taxonomy places the organism in Eukaryota, Metazoa, Echinodermata, Echinoidea, Temnopleuroida, Toxopneustidae. The record is from RefSeq and is a predicted model, not a curated record. Bases 40 to 1302 code for a protein of 420 amino acids. The transcript has 6 exons.